AUGGCUAAUCAACAGCACCCGGCCCUCAAGACGCCGUUCGGCACGCGGGCCCAGUCGGCCAACCACCCCUUGUCGUCCUACCUGCUCCGGCUCAUGGAGCUCAAGCAGUCGAACCUAUGCCUCAGCGCCGACGUGACGACCGCCCGCGAGCUCAUCUACCUGGCCGAGAAGACGGGCCCAUCAAUCGUGGUGCUCAAGACUCAUUACGACCUGAUCUCCGGGUGGGACUACAGCCCCAAGACGGGGACGGGUGCCAAGCUCGCGGCGCUGGCGCGGCGGUACGGCUUCCUCAUCUUUGAGGAUCGCAAGUUCGCCGACAUCGGCAAGACGGUCCAGAUGCAGUACACUGCCGGCACCGCACGCAUCAUCGAGUGGGCCCACAUCACAAACAUCAACAUCCACGCCGGCAAGGACAGCGUGCGCGCCCUGGCCGAGGCCGCCGCCAAGUGGCGCGAGCGCAUCAAGUACGAGGUCAGGACCUCGGUGUCGGUCGGCACCCCGCUGUCAGACAGCUUCGAGGAUGAUGAGGAUGGCAACGGCGCCGGUGUCGGCGGUAUCGGUGGGAGCAGCAGCAGCAUGGCGAGCCCGCCGAUCGCUGGGAGCAGCAGUAGCGGCGGUGGGCCGCCUCCGUCCAUGUAUGGGCGCGACGCCGACGGGCGCAAGGGCAGCAUCGUGUCGAUAACGACGGUGACGCAGUCUUUCGAGCCGGCAGACUCACCACGGCUCUCCAAGAGUAUGUCGGGCGAGGGCGUUGACGACCUCGUAUUCCCGGGCAUCGAGGAGGCCCCGAUGGAGCGCGGCCUGCUAAUCCUGGCCCAGAUGUCGAGUAAGGGGUGCCUGAUGACACCCGACUACACGGCGGCGUGCGUCGAGGCCGCACGGGAGAACAGGCGGUUCGUCAUGGGGUUCGUGGCCCAGGAGGGUCUCAACAGCGAACCCGACGACGACUUCAUCACCAUGACGCCCGGCUGCAAGCUGCCGCCGCAAGGCGAGGAGGAGAAUGGUCCGCUGGAGGGCGAUGGGCUGGGCCAGCAGUACAACACGCCCACGAAACUGAUCGGGCUCGGCACCGAUAUUGUCAUUGUGGGGAGGGGCAUUAUCAAGGCCGACGACCCCCAAUCAGAAGCUGAGAGGUAUAGGCGCAAGGCAUGGUCCGCAUAUCAAGAACGUUGUGACAGAGAGCAUGUAGAUUCGCCUUGCGGCAACUGUGUAUCGAGGAACAAGCAGGAUGUUUGCCGCUACGAGUCGCUCCCAGCACCACCUUCAACCUCGAAGCGGAACAAGCUUGACGGCCAGCCUAGGCUGCUGCAGAAGCAGGAGACCAGCCCCCAAGAUUCAGCCAGCCAUUUGGAGCACCUGGACUUGGGAGAAAUAUCGCCAAGCAAGGAGGCAAACUUUGGCUAUGCAAACACCACACCGGCUGGCUGCAACGGUGUUUCGACCUUGGGCUUGCUUCUCAAGAUUGACAAGGUCACGGCGUCGGGGCAGCAAGGCGACGCAGCUGACCACCUGACCCGGAUUACGGCAGAUUCGGACCGGAGGGUGUCCGACGUUGGAAUACGCGAGCGGUACAAGAGCAUACUUCGACGGCUUCCUAACCGUGAUCAUGUCGAGAGGCUUGCCGAAAUAUUCCUAGAGGAGCUCAACCCAAACUACUACCCGCUGGAGCCAGACCUGUUCCGAAACCAACUUGCCGAGUGGUACAAGGUGCAUGUCGACGUGCUGGAAAAAUCUGGACCGUACGCCCUGACGCCCGAGAUGCGCCCCUUCGGCGCGCUUCUGUUCGAGAUAAUCGCCAUCGCCCUGCUGCUCCUGCCGUCCGAGGGCCCCCUUGCCACGCACUACAAGGAGCUCAAGGAUGGCGGCGGCAUCAAAGUCGUGGACCUAGCGAUGGACUAUAGCGAGUCCGGCGUCGCCAUCCUGUCGUUGCUCGGCAAGAGGCAAAUGUCCUUGACGACGAUACAGGCCGGCUUCAUACGCGCCAAUUUUCUCAAGUACUCCGCCCUCGUCACCGAAGCGUGGCAUGCCAUCGGCAGCGUCAUCCGCGACGCGCAGGAGAUUGGACUGCAUCGGGAGGCGCUUGAGCCAAAGCCUGAAGCUGUGACAGCCGGGGACGGCGACCCUCACGCUGCUGCUGCGGCCGUUUUGAGAAACCAAUGGCACAUCCAGCAUCGCAGGCGCCUUUGGCACAUCUUGUUCAUGUGGGAUGCGCACACCGCCGCGGUGCUGGGUCGACCGACCUCGGUAGGCGAAGACGUUCAACUUCCGUUGCCGGUCGAUUGCCUCCUGCCCCGGGACCGCUCGUCGACACCUGUACAGCCAAGGAGCGCCGAUGAUCCGCCUACUCCGCUCACGCGCAUGCUUUGGGCACUUAGAGCGAUCAAGCACCUGCGCCAGAUACUGAAGCUAGAAGCCAAAGGCACGAACCCACGGAAUUUUGCAUAUGUCGACAAGCUGCAUCAGGACCUGGAGCGGCUCGAAGAUGAGAUACCACCCCAAUUCCGCCUAGAGAACCCGGAUACCUCUUUCGACGACCACCCGGAUUGCCGGUGGCUGCGUUCUCAGCGGACCCUUUUACCGCAAAUGUCGGCUUUUAACUUUAUCGUGCUACACCGACAGUAUGUUUUUACGCGAACCCAAUCCCGGACCGAGGCGCUCAAGGCGUGUCUCAAGAUGCUCGGUGCUCAGCAAAUACAAUUUGCGGCCAUGAAACCCGAGCAAUACAGGGCCUUCUCGAUAUUCUUUGGGACUUUUGACGCAGUAAUACUCCUCGCGACCCUAUACAUUGUCUUCCCCAAGGAGCAUCUAGAUCUGCUCCCGGACGCUCUUCAGCACUUCCGAUUCGCGGUAGAGCGCUUUUCGGCCCUAUCUGAAACCAACAAUCUUGCUAGGGCUGGAGUUGGGGUUUUGAGAGCGAUAUUCCAUAGAAUGAGAAAAUCGCUUACUCUUGCUGGAUCAUUGUCGUAUGAGUCUAUCGACCAGCCGUGGCACAAACCAGCAGACGCUGAAACGGUUCCUUCUUUGGCCAGCGGCAUAAACACAGUCACCAGCACUGGGGCGCGAGAAGAAGAAGGGCUCACUCUAGAAACUGCGCAUCUCCCUGGUGCUUCUGGGGCUGGAGAUGAGGACCGGUCAGGGGCACCCCUUCAGGCCCUUGGUCAGGACACGGAGGAGUGGUCUCUGCCUGUCAACUUUGACUGGUCUGCGAUACAGCCUAUUGCAGCUACCAGCGACCUUCUUUAUAACGACUUGAUGGUUGGUGGCGACUUGGAUUUCAGCGGCACCGGUGGCCAGGACGACUGGCAGCAGCCGCAAGCCUGGUGGCCGACAGAUGUUACUGUGUCCGAAAAUGAUGCCCAAGCCGUCGGCCAUGACAUUGGAUCCGGUGAUGGUCAACAAGACAUCAACUCAGCAUUGCAGUUCGAAGGUCACUUUGAGCAGGGAAGUAUCUGGAACAUGCUAAACCUCUACAACCCGCUUUAG
This is a messenger RNA of Pyricularia pennisetigena, 3483 nucleotides long. RefSeq lists its product as uncharacterized. Gene Ontology annotation, biological process: DNA-templated transcription; regulation of DNA-templated transcription; 'de novo' pyrimidine nucleobase biosynthetic process. Gene Ontology annotation, cellular component: cytosol. The transcript has 4 exons. The record is from RefSeq and is a predicted model, not a curated record. NCBI's taxonomy places the organism in Eukaryota, Fungi, Ascomycota, Sordariomycetes, Magnaporthales, Pyriculariaceae. Gene Ontology annotation, molecular function: zinc ion binding; orotidine-5'-phosphate decarboxylase activity; DNA binding. Bases 1 to 3483 code for a protein of 1160 amino acids.